AUGACUCAAACUCAUAUCCGGCGCCUCGCGAAAAUGAAUUCAUCACCUUCGACCGCGAUCGAAGAGCCGCCGCUUCGGACGAUGGGUGGUGGGGGGAAAAGGAGGUGGUCGGCGGCGAGAGUGGGAGGAGUCUGUGCUUUUGGGAUAAAUUCGGGGAUUGGGUAUUUAUUGAUGUUGGUUGUCAUGUCGUUUAAUGCGGGGGUGUUCUUGGCGGUUGUUUUAGGAUUGGCAAUUGGGUAUUUGUUGUUUAGAAGUGAAGAUGAGGAUUUGAUGAUUCUUGACAAUCCUUGUGCUUGUGCUUAG
This is a messenger RNA of Dovyalis caffra, 303 nucleotides long. Lineage: Eukaryota; Viridiplantae; Streptophyta; Magnoliopsida; Malpighiales; Salicaceae. The record is from the annotation of a GenBank genome assembly.